CUUGGAGUUUGCCUUCACACACAGAAAUCUCCAGAGUCCCCUUCGGGAGUUACAAGAGCUCGUCUCAUCUGGUGUGGCUAGAGACUCCCCGUAUCUUUCCUUGGUUUCCAAACCAAACCUCUUUUGAGGUUCAGCUCGGAGCUGCAGUGAUUUCAUUGUCGUGAAGGAUUGUCUUUUACGAGCUCAGACAUGGAGGCUGAACUGCUAAUCGCACCGACGGAGGAAUACCACGCUUCAGAGGACUGUGAGACCACUAGCCGGGCGCUCUAUAACUUCUACGCAGCUGUGAUGAUCAUCAUCUUCCUGCUGGCUCUCCCACUGAACAUCUCAAUCUUCCACCUCUUCAUCUUCAAGCUCAAGUUCUGGAAAUCCAACACCAACAAUGUGUUUCUGUUCAACGUGGUCCUGGCCGACAUCCUGCUGUUGUUCUGCCUGCCUGUGAAGGCCUACAACUUCAUCCACGGUGAGAGACGCAGUGAGAACGACGUGGUCUGCAAAGCCAUGCUCUUCAUGCUCUUCCUCAACCGAGGAGAAAGCAUCGCCUUCCUCACCGUCACCUCCAUCGACCGCUACUUCAACGUGGUGCAUCCUGGGAGGAAGAACCUCCUGAAAGCCCUGAAGAGGUCUCCUCACAUCUCCAUCCUGAUCUGGCUCCUGCUGCUCCCUCUGACCAUCCCCACCAUGCUGAAGACCUUCGAGUGCUGCAACAGCCACAAGAGCUACGACGCCACGGAGAAUCGGGACGACGCCGUGGUGAAGGACGUGGUGGACAGUCUGAGGGAGGUGGUGUUCUUCACUCAGAUCUUGAUCCCCUUCAUGAUCCUGCUGUACUGCACGGUGCGCAUCGUCAACCGCCUGAAGAGGAAGACGGUGGGGGACAAGACCAAGCUGAGGAGAGCCAUGUUCCUGGUCUCCUCGGUCAUGGUGUUGUUCUCUGUCUGCUUCCUGCCCUGCACCGUGGCCAGGAUCGUUCUGCUGGUGGCCCGGGUUCAGGAGUGGAAGGAGCUCUCCGAGGACACGGUGUUCGACGGCGUCAUGGUCCUGUCCUUCAUCAACUGCCUGUUGGACCCCUUGGUCUACUGCUUCUGCAGCACCAACUUCAAAAACAUUUACCUGGGCAAUUACUUUCCUUGCCUUCUGAAGAAACACGAACACCCCCUUGAGAACAGCACCUCCACAGCAAACCCAAAUCCAGUUAGCCAAUCAUUUUAAUGCUUGCGUAACAUU
Messenger RNA from Osmerus eperlanus (European smelt), 1227 nucleotides. RefSeq names its product 12-(S)-hydroxy-5,8,10,14-eicosatetraenoic acid receptor-like. Gene Ontology annotation, biological process: G protein-coupled receptor signaling pathway. Gene Ontology annotation, cellular component: membrane. NCBI's taxonomy places the organism in Eukaryota, Metazoa, Chordata, Actinopteri, Osmeriformes, Osmeridae. The record is from RefSeq and is a predicted model, not a curated record. Gene Ontology annotation, molecular function: G protein-coupled receptor activity.